AUGGUUGUGACUUGGCUCCAAAAUGCUAUGUCCCUCGAAAUUAAGAAUAGUGUUGCAUAUGUUGAGACAGCUCAUGCCCUAUGGCUUGAGUUGGAGCAACGCUUUGCACAAAAUAAUAGACCUAGAAUUUAUGAAUUGAAACAGUCCAUUCACUCUCUUACUCAAGGCGAUGAUUCAGUCAGCCUCUAUUUUUCAAAAUUGAAGAGUUUACUUGAUGAACUUGUUAAUUUUGAAUCCAUCCCUUCUUGUACUUGUGGAGCCAUGAAAGAUGUUCUUGCAAACCAGCAGCGUGAUUGGAUGAUGAAGUUCCUCAUGGAACUCCAUGAUUCUUUCACCAACAUCAAAGCCCAAGUUAUUCUGAUCAAACCAACACCCAGCUUGAGUGAAGUUUACGCUCUUGUUCAACAAGAAGAAAAGCGUAAACAAAUCUCAAAUAAUUCCAAUUUGAAUAAUGCACUUGCUUUAGCCUCAAGGACUCAUUUCUCAAAUACCUGA
This is a messenger RNA of Juglans regia (Persian walnut), 495 nucleotides long. RefSeq lists its product as uncharacterized. The transcript has a single exon. Lineage: Eukaryota; Viridiplantae; Streptophyta; Magnoliopsida; Fagales; Juglandaceae. The record is from RefSeq and is a predicted model, not a curated record. The coding region runs from base 1 to 495 and encodes 164 amino acids.